AGCGGACAUUCUGGCCACUUCACUGGAGCCAAAGCAGCAGCUUGACCCCAGAACCAUGCCCAGAUUACCCCCUGCUCUGAAGCUGCUCCAAGCCCCACUGAAGUGUUGGGUGGUUCCCAAAGCCCACGUGUCUGCCAAACCGGCCAGAAACCCCACUAGCCCUAUGGAGCAGGCUGUAGGGAUGGUGACCACCUUUGUCAGCUUCCUGGUUCCAGCAGGCUGGGUCUUAGCCCACCUGGACAGCUACAAGAAAAGCUCCGCAGCCUGAAGCAGCUGAACCCCCCAUGGUCACAAUAAACUCCAUGGU
Jaculus jaculus (lesser Egyptian jerboa) is the source of this 307-nucleotide messenger RNA. RefSeq names its product cytochrome c oxidase subunit 8B, mitochondrial-like. Gene Ontology annotation, biological process: mitochondrial electron transport, cytochrome c to oxygen. The record is from RefSeq and is a predicted model, not a curated record. The transcript is spliced from 2 exons. Gene Ontology annotation, cellular component: mitochondrion. The coding region runs from base 56 to 268 and encodes 70 amino acids. Lineage: Eukaryota; Metazoa; Chordata; Mammalia; Rodentia; Dipodidae.